UUGCUUUGUACACGUUCUUUGAGCAAAAAAUAUGAAAAAACUUAAAUUAAAAUUGCAAAAGGAAAGGGGAGUAUUAUUUGGCAGCGGAAGGUCAGCCACGCAGUUGCAAAUUUUUUUAAAAAUAAAAAAGUGUGAAUUAGAGUUUAAAAAAGAAAGUGCCUUAUUGGAUGGCAGAUUUACUAUUAAUUGGAAAAAAAAAACGAAAAACCAGGAGACCACCGAAAAGUUGCUCAUACCCAUGACUAAUAAUAAGAAAGGGGUUAUCAACUUUAAUGAAGAACUUUCAAUGAAUUCUACUUUACUAAAGUUACCCAAUAAUCAAUUCGAAAAAAAGGAAUACAAGAUUGCUUUGGUCUACGUUAAGAACAACAAGGAUAAAAUGUUUUUAAGGAAAAAAGUCUGCGCUAACGUGGUGGAUUUGAGCCCUCACCUUAAUAUUUUUGCUCAAGAAAAAAAUCUAACUGUCGAACUAGCGCCUAAAGAAAGCAAGUGGGCUAUUCUAAAGUGUUACCUCCAUGCGAGCGUUGUUGCUCAUGUUCUCAAAGACGAUGUUAAGGAGGAAGACGCGCUUAGCUGUUUAAGUGGCCUGAGUAAUCUAAGCACCUCAAAAAGCUUUACAACAAUAAAUGCGCAGAGUUUAGUAACUCCAAAGGAUGUCGAUAAAAAGAAAGAUGAAAACGACUCUAGGAGCGUUGAAGACUUUACUUUUGGUGGCUCUGAAAGACUUCAAAAAAGUUUUUGUCCCGUUACAACUGCGCGAGAGAGGCAAAAAGAGCUAGUUGCCAAUCAAGAAGUUGAAAUAAAGAAAAAAUUGGAAGAAUUUGGGAAACCAAACGAAGUUUAUAAAAGAAAAGAAGAGAUUGGAGAUAACAAACUCGAGGAGGCGAAGAAAGAGAAGGAACGGGCUAUUACUGAGCGAAAAAGCAAAGAAGUCGAAGAAGAACAAGAAAAAAAAGAGAUAGAGAGAAAAGAACUCAAGAGAAAGGAAACAGAAGAAAAGAAACCAAGAGAAUAUCAUAAAAGCGGCGGGAGAGAGCAAGAAAUAAGAAAAUAUGACGAUGGAAGGGAGGCCAUCAGUGAAGGAAGUGAUGUGUUUUUCCAAGCAGCCUCCUCACCAUCUCGCGGGGGGGCCACCGCUAUAACCUCCGCAGAGGGCAAAGAGUUAGAAGAGUUGAAAGCUACCAACGCCAUGCUGAUCAACGACUAUUACAUAACCAGACAUGAGAACAGCAGUUCCGAGCUCCUUAAACUGAAAAGCCAGUUAGCGGCAAAAAAACAGGAGAAUGAUUUGCUAAAGGAAAAGUUGGUUGCUAUAAAAAAACUUCAAGCGAAACUUCAGGGCAACUCGAGGUUUAAAAAGAAGUACACUGAAAAAAUUUCAACUCUAAAAUUUAAAAUUGAGAGAAUAAAGAAAGAAAAUACUGACAUUUUGGCUAAUAUUGAGGCUGCAUGUGGGAAGGAAUGUGCCGCUAAACCUGCACCUUUUUCUUCAACUCUAGGAUCUAAUAAUGAAACCUUGUCCCUGCUAGAAUAUAAUAACUCUGAAGAUUACACCUUGGAAUUAGCAAGAGCCAAGUGUUCUCUAGCGCAGUACAGCUUUGCCCUGGAAGAAGAGGAACUUGCUCUGAUGCACCAACAAAAAAAAUUGUUUUUGUUGCAGACUAAAUACGUGCAGUUGCUUCAAAGAUCUUAAAAUAUUAUUUGAAAAUCUGUGUUGCUAUUAAAAACUUUUUUUAUCUGGAGAUU
Messenger RNA from Zophobas morio, 1746 nucleotides. RefSeq lists its product as uncharacterized. The transcript has 17 exons. Lineage: Eukaryota; Metazoa; Arthropoda; Insecta; Coleoptera; Tenebrionidae. Bases 32 to 1693 code for a protein of 553 amino acids. The record is from RefSeq and is a predicted model, not a curated record.